Magnolia sinica is the source of this 498-nucleotide messenger RNA. Its product is annotated as peroxisome biogenesis protein 7-like. Bases 1 to 498 code for a protein of 165 amino acids. NCBI's taxonomy places the organism in Eukaryota, Viridiplantae, Streptophyta, Magnoliopsida, Magnoliales, Magnoliaceae. Gene Ontology annotation, biological process: protein import into peroxisome matrix. The record is from RefSeq and is a predicted model, not a curated record. Gene Ontology annotation, molecular function: protein binding. The transcript has a single exon. Gene Ontology annotation, cellular component: cytosol; peroxisomal matrix.
AUGUUCCUUCAUCGCCCCAUUCCAUCACUUCUUGAUUGCAAAUGGUCCUCAACCAAUCCCAAUCAUAUCAUUGUAGAAACUAAUGAGGGAGGCUCCUGCCUCAUAGACCUUAAUCAAGACGAUAACAACCCUCGCAAAUCCUUCUUGACAAACAACGACAGUCAUACAUUAUCCGUCGACUGGCAUACAAACGGCGAAUCCUUCCUUUCAGCCUAUUCUGAUGGGAUCGUCAACCAAUGGUUCAUUGAUCAACCAAACCCCAAAUACACCUUCAGACACCCUACGCUUGUGACAUGUGUCACUUGGAAUCCCCAAGAUCCGAACUGUUAUGCCUCCACAUGUCAUGAUGGCAACCUCUGCAUCAGGGACAUUCGUAAUGGGAAUGAUGGGAUUACCAUCAAAGCUGAUGACUCACGUCUCCUCUCUUGUGACUGGAACUGGCAUGGGAAAAGCUGCAUUGCUAUUGCAACGUCAGACAGGAACCACAUCAAGGUGUGA